Messenger RNA from Cydia strobilella, 2385 nucleotides. Its product is annotated as protein arginine N-methyltransferase 9-like. The coding region runs from base 167 to 2356 and encodes 729 amino acids. The transcript has a single exon. NCBI's taxonomy places the organism in Eukaryota, Metazoa, Arthropoda, Insecta, Lepidoptera, Tortricidae. Gene Ontology annotation, biological process: peptidyl-arginine methylation. The record is from RefSeq and is a predicted model, not a curated record. Gene Ontology annotation, molecular function: protein binding; protein-arginine N-methyltransferase activity. Gene Ontology annotation, cellular component: nucleus.
UCAUCUGUCAUUUUACAUAUAUAUAAUAAUACUGCAAUAUUUUUUAUUUUUGCUAUUUAUUCGUGUGAGAAUUAGAGUCAUUGACUGACGAUAUGACUUGACUGUCAUUUAACUGCGCUUUGUCAUUUUUGUUGGAUUAAGUGUAAAGAAAAUAGACAAUCCAAACAUGGGAAACAUAGUAAGAUCCUACAUUACCAUGUCCCGGCAACUAUCAUCUUAUGGUCGUUAUGAGAAGGCCUUCGAACUUUACGUUCUGGCAUUUAAUAGAUAUCCCAGUAUCAAAACCAUGUUCGAGUCAGAAUUUCGGAUUGUACUUAACAGGGUAAAUGAGACAUUAGCCAGUUUUGGUAAACUUGACGAAGUAUUUGCAAAUUUUGGCAUUGCCAUGAAUAUUUUUCCUGAAAAUAUUUAUCUCCUAAAUGACAUUGGCAAAUUCCUGUACAAAUUCGAAUAUUACACUGUGGCAUGGUGUCAUUUCCAGAAUGCUUUAAAAAUUGAUUCUGGAUUUGUUGAUGCUGAAAGAAACCUAAAUUCUGUUAAAAACCUAAUGGUUGAAAGAUGGCACUUCAGAAUGCUUAAUGAUAAAAUUCGGAAUGAGGCAUAUCAUGCAGCCAUCCAAGAGACAGUUAUACCCGCUCAGGACAGUGUGCUUGAUAUUGGUACUGGAUCUGGGCUGCUAGCCCUCUACGCCAAUGAGUGCACUCCUUUAGCCAUAACUGCCUGUGAAGGAUCCGAUGUUAUGGCAAAUCUUGCUCAAGUUAUUAUGGCAGAAAAUCAAGCCCAGGAAGUGGUAAUAAUCAAUAAAAUGUCUACAGAUAUGGAUUCCAAAGAAAUUGGAGGGAGGACGUGUUUGUUAGUAACGGAGGUGUUUGACUCGGGAUUGCUUGGUGAACAUGUGUUACAAUCUUUAUCUCAUGCCUGGGAUAAUCUGAUAGCUGAUUCAGGAAAAGUAAUUCCUCACAGUGCAGAAUUCUUUGUAAUGGGUGCCAAGUGUGACCAUCUCUAUAUGAAAUACCAAUUGAGGCAAUCGGCCAAAAGUUUGCUGAAAAUCCCAAAGAUGGCCGUUCAUACAUUGACAUUUGGUGAUACUUAUGAUUGUACAGAUAUGUCUGUAUUUAAAGAUGUUACAUAUAUGACGGAAGCACAUUUAGUGUUAAAAAUAGAUUUUAAUAAUGCUGAUGACAUACAGCAAGUGCUCCAGCAGCAAGAGCCUGUAUUGGUGCCUCUGAGAGCCACUCAGACUGGUGAAAUCAACAUCAUCAUUGGCUGGUUUAACUUGCACUUGACUAAGAACAUUAUGAUUACUACAGAUCCAAAAUCAGAGAACAGAGCAAAUGCUUGGCAACAAGCAGUCUUUUUAGAUUUUGUUUCUCAUCAUAUUGAACAAAAUGAAAUCCUUGAAACCCAGUUCUUAAUAAAUGAAGGUAAAAUGACUUUACUGUCGGAUAACCUGGAGCAUGUUACAAGAGUUUCACCGGAAACACUCAGAUUCUUGAAUGAUAUAGAGUACACUAACAAAAUAAAAGAUUGUAUUGCUAUGGCCUGUGUUUAUUUAGGACAGUUGUUAGAUAUGUCACAGAUUGAUGUUGCAGACUUGUGCCCCUUUCCUCUGUUUGGCUUGUUCAUGUUGCAGCGUGGUGCAAGAUCCUUGGUUUGUUAUGCAAAAUCUCCAAGUGAUAAGAAGUUUUUCAAGAAAGUAUUUAAGGCUAACAAGAUACCAGAAUCUAAAGUCAAAUUGUUACUGGAAGGUGAACUGACUGUUGAUUCUUUUGCCAAGGAGAAGUAUCAUGCGAUAUUCUGCAAUAUUUUUGAACUAUGUGGUGACAUAGAUUUAAACCGACAAGAAUUAUGUCAUCACCUUAAAGAAAAUAAUCUGCACCCUGCAUGUCUGUUCAUACCGGCCACGGUGCAGCUGAUGGGGCAGCUGGUGGACAGCCCCUGGCUGGACAGGCAGAACAGAGUUUAUGACGAAAAUGUUAGUAAUUAUAAAAUUGCAAUGCAUUUGAACAAGUUCCAAGUAUCACAGAACUAUUGUCUUGACUUGACAACUAUGGAUUUUACUGUACUGUCAGCUCCUAUGAUUGUAGCGACGGUUACUAAUACAAUGGUGUCAGGUGUGGUGAAUGUUCCCAUUGUAAAUGAUGGCAAUGCUAAUGCAAUAUUGUGUUGGUAUAGUAUAGUGCUAGUGAAGGACAUGGGAGACAUACAAACCAACAGGAGUGACAGUUUCAUAGAAAGUAUGGCAUUUCUAGCAGACCCCGCAUUACCCGCGGUUCGAGGUGGCUCAGCUAAUAUUUUACGAUGUGUGGACUGUAAUGGAUCAUUUAAACUGAUGAUUGAUAUAGAUAUUACUUAAAAUUGUUUCUGAAUUAUUGAAGUGUUUUU